GCGAAACUGGGGUCGUCCAACGUCGGGUUUCGAAUGCUUCGAGCCGCGGGAUGGCGAGAGGGCGAGGGUCUCGGCAAGGAGAAGCAGGGCGCGAAGGAGCCGCUGCGGGUGUGGAAAAAAGGGGAUCGUCGCGGCCUCGGCACCGAGAGCGACGUCGGGCACGUCGUCGGCGACCCAGACGCGGAG
Molecule: messenger RNA, 186 nt
Organism: Micromonas pusilla CCMP1545
Lineage: Eukaryota; Viridiplantae; Chlorophyta; Mamiellophyceae; Mamiellales; Mamiellaceae
Exons: 1
Molecular function (GO): nucleic acid binding
Source: RefSeq, a predicted model, not a curated record